This is a messenger RNA of Octopus sinensis (East Asian common octopus), 602 nucleotides long. RefSeq lists its product as uncharacterized. The record is from RefSeq and is a predicted model, not a curated record. The coding region runs from base 234 to 602 and encodes 122 amino acids. NCBI's taxonomy places the organism in Eukaryota, Metazoa, Mollusca, Cephalopoda, Octopoda, Octopodidae. The transcript is spliced from 2 exons.
AGAGAGAAAGAAAAAGAAGAGAGGAAGAGAGAGAGAGAGAGAGAAGGAAAGAGAAAAGUAGAGAGAGAGAGACAGACAGAGACACAGAAAGAGUUAUGUUUUUAUAGACUCCAUACAUAUCGGACACAUUCUUCCACAUAUUUUGGAUUAUUGAAGAAAUUACCGAUAGUUUAAGAACCAGAAAAAGGGAAAAGACUACGCGGAAGGAUCAGGUAAAAAAACCAAGAACAAAAAUGGGCAAGUUUAACGGAUUGGGUAUACCUUUCUUUGGGUGCGCCAUGCUUCUCCUGGCUAACAUAUUCUUUGUGUUAGCCUUUGCUUCUCCCUUCUGGUUAACGUUUGAUGGAAGCCCCGAUAACAGCCAGGGGCUCUGGAGAAAGAGACGGUGUCUGAUCCAAGGUACAUGUUACCAAUUUGAUAUUGUGGGUUCCCUUGAAACCUACCUCGAUGCAGUCCGUGGUCUAAUGUGUCUGGCCAUUAUGCUCCUGCCCAUACCGGUGGUUGUGGUACCAAUCUACCUCUAUGUUUCCAGCAUGAUUUACUACCGCCGUAUCAUGGCUAUGUCAGCGAUCUUCUGUUUAAUUGCAGGUGAGGAUCAUUAA